CUAGAAUGAGGAGAAGUCUCCUCUCAGCCAUGCGAAGAAGUUUCACGAUAUCUGCUCAUCGAGCAGAAUGCACCGCUUGCGGUCAAUCGUACGGGGACCCGCUACGGCUCACGACGUGCUUGCCUCGCCGGAGUUGACACACCACCGUCGUCGUUCCCUCCGUCUCCGCCAGCCAACGCUCUCUCGCUCCAACCGCCCUCAACGCAUCUGCCGUCGUCGUGCCGCCUGCCCUCCUGCUUCAACGUACUCUCUCGCCAACGCUGCCUGUCUGCUUGAGUCUCGGCCUGGUCGUCGUCAGAUAUAUUUCGUUGCCUUUGAAACAAUUUUUCUGUUUCAAGGAUGUCCAGUGACCAUGACAUCGAUCCUGGAGGGACCAUGGACGGGGAUGGGCUAUUUGUUGAACAGGUGGAUCCGUCCACAAGAGGACAUAACAACGUCUUUUGAAGACAUACAGUAUGGCGAUAUGCAGACAGUCAAUCAGCAAAUUCUUACUACUGGUGAUGAGAUAUACUUGAUGCCUGACGAAGAGCGAGAUUUCAAUGAGAUGACUGAGUCAGUAGAAAGUCUUCAAGUAGCUGCACAUGAAGUCGUAGUGGAUGAGAUGAUGCAACCUCAAGUUGAGCCCACCGAGUACAUCCAGAGCCUUCCCCGACAAGUGGUCAGGGGCAUGCCAACCUAUGUUAGGUCUCUUCCCCAACAUGCUGUCCGUCCGGAGCCUUCACAGAUUAUGCCCAUGGCCGGGAGCAGUAGAGUUCGUUACAUAGUACAACAGCAACCACAACCGUACGAAGUCCCGCAAAAUGCGCAUAUACAAUACGAGAUGAGGCCGAAGGCGAUGUUCGAAGGGACCUCCAGUCAACCAGUCAUCCCAGUACAACAAAGGCCACCGACCGUGACUAGAUCAAGAUCCAAGUCACAACCGCGACGGCCAAUCUAUGGUGAUCUGGAGGAUGACUCGCUUGCCUAUCUUGUGCAGGAGUACGAUGAAGGGGAAUGGGACGGAGUUGAACUGGAAGACCAUGAGUACUUCGUUGGUGAAAGAUCUGCGAUCAUGGCGGAUGAUGAUGAAGGUGGAGGCGCAGGUUUACCUGCACUCAAAAUGCAACAGAGACCGUACUUCCCGCCAAAUCUUUCCCCGACUGAGAAAAAGGAGUAUCUAUUAGUAAAUUAUAAGAAAGCUUGUGAACGGUAUUUUCCGUUUGCAAAUAUUGAAAUGCUCGAGGCCGACACGAUAUACAAGCCGGUUGAAGCUUUUGCUAGCGAUUUGUAUCGGUUUCACUCUCGCGGUGCUCACAUACACGGGUUUUUUCGUACUGUGAUUGAUACUAGGGAUCCUCCGAGUCAUGAUCAAACGAGGUACAUCCAGGACAUACAGUUUGGCAAAGUGUUUCCACUAUUUCCGGAUUAUGAGGAAUGGGAUGACAAGAUGCGAGAUGAAUUUCGUCAGCUCACUAGUCGUCUCUUGAGGUUGUUCGAAAGGAAAUACUUCUAUGCAAGCGCUGGAGGUGGAGUCGGUAAAGCACCUAUCGUGAAACGGGGGCCGAAACCCCAACCAAAGCCACCUCCGGAUUACGCAGAGCAACAAAAAGUCAGACCCAAGGGUAUCCCCAAAGGCUUCCAAGCAGUUAGGGCUUCUUCAAUACCGCAAAGGAUAGGGCAGCCGAAACCCAUGUCACAAGCAACUCUCAUAUCCCAUCCGGUAGCUGCUGCCACCAGGUUGACUCAGAUACCACAACAACCUCCUUUGACUGAGAUGGUACCAGUGCCCGAUGAGGUAGGAGCAGCACGGGUCCAAGCGUUUGAGCACAAUAAACGGGCGGAUAUAAAACGUCUGGUGAAUGAUGCUUUUGUGAAUCGGGAGCAGGAGGCUCCUUCCUAUGUGGAAUAUGAAGCAAGACCGUCAGAUCCGAGAACAUUCAUUUGCCGUGUGCCUCCUGGCCCAUCUAAGACCUUGAGGCAUCAACGUUCAACUGGAAGCAAGGCUAUGCGAAUGAUUCACAACAGAACAAUUGAGCCAAGCAUUGAUCCCGAGACUGGUCGUUAUGUGGUAAAUCUUGAUGAUAUUCGGGGCCAGCCAGCCAUUCCAGAUGCUGCGGAUGUAUCAAGAUAUGUUCACCGACCCGUCCAUUCUCUUCGUGAAAUGGCCGACUCAGCCAGAAGGGGAGCCGCUAAUUACGCUACUGCUCAAGCUAUUGUGCGACCUCAAGGAGCUCGAGUUUCUAGGAUAGACCAGGCUCCUCGAUUCAACUACAAUUCGGCUACCUCCAUGGCACAGCAGCAUCAUGUGUCGAGUAGCUCAAUGCCUGGGAGAGCACCUCUUCUCAGGACCGUGGCUGGCAUCACCGCCCCUCGCAUGUCUGAAUCAGUGACAGGAAACGUAGUAUCGUUGCAGAAUGGUGUCACUAGAAGCGAGCAUGUGUACCCAAGGAGUCAUUCUUCUGGGCGGACUGCUCAGCCAGCAGCUUCAGCUUAUAGGAGAAGUGCCUCUAGUGGCAGGCCGGUGGAGACUGUGCUGGACACGCAGCAUGAUGACAUCGAUGGGGAGCCUUAUAUCCAGGUUGAUGAUGACAGCAACGAUGCUCCCAUCUCAAUCGGUCAGAAUAACAUCGCAGAUGUUCAUAUCUCUCGGUCACGAGAUAAGAUGCUCGGCGUUUCUAAUCAGAACAGAAGCCAUGAAUCCGACCAAAACUCGGCUCCGUCCGCGUCUGAUGUUAAAAAUCAGAAGCGAACCGUCUUACUCAGAGAUGAAAAGGGAAGACUGCGGAGGGGUAUCAAACUUCCGGAUGGCACGAUUUUGUUGAGAGUGUUGGACGACAAGACCAGCAUGGAAGCAAGACCUAGGGAGCCUACGGCUGGUGGAGUGUACGCGAUGCAUUCGAUGAGCAGGAGUGACGAGAAAAAGCUUGUAAGACGAGGAGAUCAGUGGAAGAGGAUACAAGCACCUAUCAGUCCUUGGAGUAGACCCCAGGAAGAAGAAUUGAGGACAGACGUCCGCGAUUUAGAGUCGGCAUACGCUAAAGUCAGAAGCAGACGGAAAGAGCCAGUUCGGAGUGAAGAGGAUGAUGAUCUCGUUCUAGUCGCGGAGGGUCGGCAAAGUAGACUUACCAAGAAAAAUGACAACGUUUCAAAUAGGCGCGCGAGGCGAUCCAAAUCGGAGGCAGCAAGUGGGGGUGGCUCUGCACCAAGAUCCAGAUCCCAGAGACGACCAAGAUGUUUGGCUCGACAUUGUCCUGUCAGCGAGGUCGUACCUCAUCGCGUUCCGCUUUGGUCAGAAGAGAAGCUUCAGACCUUUCUUCGAAAUCGUCUACGCAAACAGGAGGAGGAGGAUGGAGAGAACAUAUAUGUUGAUGUGGUUUCGACUGAUGAUGCUAUAGAGGCCAGUAUACGCGAGCUGAUAGCAUCGGCUCCUCCACCUGCAACGAAUGGUUUCUUUGAUCAAGGCGAUGUGAACGAUUCUUCAAGGGAGAGAAAAAAAGCAGGUCGCCCACAUAAGAAGUUCAGAGGUCGACUUGCCAAGCAGAAACAAGCCAUCAGGGAUGCAGAGAUUGCUGAGAAAGUUGCCAUCAAACAUCGGGAAUUGCCUGUACUUGACUUGGCCCUCAAAGUUAUCGAUGACCCAACUGUGGAGGUACCAGUGGAAGUACCACCAAUACUCUUGGAUCCACAAAUAGCUAUAGACGCUAAUAUACUGCAUGAAGUCGGAGAGGUACUGAAGGAGAUUGUUGCUCAAAUUUCACUUGAAGAAUUGGAGCCGAAGAGAGAUAUAAAAUCACGAUCUAGACGGAGUUGGGAUUAUCUACCGGAAAGGGUCCGUUCUAAGCGUCAAGAAUACAGAAAUCUAAAUGUACCUGUCAAUGAAAGGAGCCCCCCACCGCCUCCACUUAGAAGUAAGCCAAGAGGGCGUAAUUCUGAGAAGUAUCGUAAAGCAAUAGCCGAGCGGCAGCAUAAUUAUGACCAUGACGGAUCGCCAAAUGUUGGGCUUGCUGCGAAUGUGGUGUCUAAGGUGCUAGGCUCUGUGGAGGAAACACGGAAACAGACCAGCGAAUCAGGUGUUUCGGCACCCCAAUUUGCCGCUAUGCUGGAGCAGUCUGAGCGCGAACCUCAAAAAGCGAGUUUGAUAAGUGCUGAGGAGCCGAUAAACGAUGAGGAUCUGGUGGAUGUGAAUGUGGACACAUUCUUCUCUGACGCUUUGACCACAUCGAACUCAGGCGAUGAAGAUGAGACUCAGUCGCAGAAACUGCAGAAGUGGCAGAAAUCUAUCAGCGAUGUCACAUUGACGACUCCAGGCGCAUCUCCAUCGAAAAGCAAACGGCUAGAACUGGAGAAGUCAGUGUGCGAAAGAGAGAUAGUGGUUUCCGAGUUGCCUAAGGCUUCGGAUUUGACACCUUCGCCAGCCGUCCUCGCUGUUGAAGCGCUUAUUACGCUGGUGGCUUCUGGAAGUACUUCAGCGGAGGAAAAGCCUCUGAAUGAUUUCAAAGAAGCUGAUGUGCUUUGCAGUGGGGGUCCUCUGAACGCCGAAGAGUCUGAAGACGUAUGCCAGAGGGUAGAGACAAUGUUAGAUGCACUGCAAGUCUCUUUUGAAACUACUGCAUCGGUGUCUUCUAAACUACAGAGCGGUACGAAUGCCUCCAGCAAUGAGUGCCUCCCUUACUUUGAGACUGAAUCAACUGCUCUUGUUUCAACAGCUGAAACCAACGCUUCGAUUUUGAGCGUACACCAUCAGGAGAUGGAAGACGUUGCUUUCAUAGUAGAAGAUUUCUUAGAAGCAGGCCACCAUGUUUCUGCAAAAGAAGAGUUUGUGGCAGAACCUGUCUUAUUUGAAGCAAUGAGGAAACCGCAGGAGUCAGCGUCAAGUCGAAUCUUCGCGAUUGCUGUUACUGAGAGCGACAGGUUUCACAUUGCCGAAGAUGUGCAUGCUGACAUCUCGCCUCGAGAUUUGAGCGAUGAUGGAGCAUCAGUCAAUCAUAUAUGCGACCUCAAAGUUACGGAAAAGGCAGACUUUUGGGCCCACUGGGAAGAAAAUCUUGUGGAGGGGUCAUUUGAGUUUCUCAAAACAGAUGAAGUUUUGAACAUCACCGGCAUAGUGCCUCUGGUCACUCAAGAGUUGGAGGUCUUGAAUGUUGUCGACGUAGAUUUUGCAUUGAAGGCUGUAGCAGCUGUGCGUAACCCCCUUGUCCAAGGCGAUGUAGUGACAGUACCGGAAUUUGUCUCCAUCCACGACGAUGUGGUUUUUUCCACCUCUGCCGUAGAUCAUGCCUACGAAAAACCGGUAGAGCACCAGUUCGCCUCUGUAUCCAUUCCCAUCGUUAAGGCAGAAGCUACGCUAAUUUCCAUAGUCGAUCUGGGUACAUUCUUCUGUUUGGAGGGACAAACUGAGGAGGCGUCGAAGACAUUUGCGACUUCCCGCGUUGGAGACGUUAUCGAGAAGUCUUUCCGUGGGACCGAAAUAGCCACGCACGGACCAUUCAGAGAAAAGGCUCUCACGCGGUCAAGAUAUCUAGAUUCCCGUUCCAAAGCAGAGGAAACUACGCUCACAGAUCUCAUGGACUUUUUGGUCAAGUCGGCUGAGUUGUUGAGUCAGUUACCUGCGGGGCCAGUUCUGCGAACUACAAAAUCGGAAGUGCAUCUGGGUAGCGGCGCACAUAGCGGUAAAACGUCGCUCCGACGAAAGUAUAUGGAUGAGGAUUCUAGCGCAGUUCACGAAGUCCCAGUCAAAAGGAGAAAAACAUCCAGCAUUGAUACCAUACAGUCAACAGACUAUCGAGUACCCGGUUCUGACUCGCAUAAAGAGGUGGAGUCGGUGGAUGUGGCGUCGAGCAGAGAUACGCCAAAGUCGAAGAGGAGAAGGAGUAGAAAGAAGCAUCAUGAAUCCACAGUUCAAGAGCGGAAGGUUGCUUACACUCAUCCACCGCAGUCGUGCAACAGAUUAGUAGCCGCAGAGGUGAAUGGCAUCUCAGAGUUCUUGGAAAGCGAUGACCGACUACAGACGGGUUACUCGUCCUUAUCGCACAUCGAGUCAUCGUUCAUCGAAUCCCCUGAUCUGUUUGGUAUUGGAGAACAUGUGAAACGACGGUCGAAAUCCAAGAAGGAGAGGCACGUUAGGGAAGAGGUGGUGACGCGUUCCAAGACCAAAGCGUUGGCUGCUGCACAUCCUCCGGAUAAACCCAGAAUUGUGCUUCGUAUAAGGAAAUCCAGUAGCGGAGUUGUGAUCCAAAGAGUUGAGCCUGAUUAUGGGUCCAAUGGUAGCAUGGGCUUCUUUGGUAAAAGGCUACUGAAUCUCGUCCGUCACUUGAGAGAGAGCCGGUUUGAAAAGUCUUUUGUGACUUGUAAUGAAUCUUGGCCUGGAAGUUCUCGCAUCAGCAGAUUUGCUUCAGACCACGAUUUGGUGGUUUCCACAGUGUCGCGGCAGCGGAAUCACUUGAUCUCUGAUUUCAAUCUCACUAUGGUUAAGUCUAAAAAUCCAAUCGUAAAAAUUGACAUCGAUACAUCUCCCUUGUUGAAUUCGCUGAGCCCCUUAUCCCCCAUUUGUUUGUCUCUUCCGCGUGCCGAAGGUAGCUUGGAGCAUGCGGUGGAGCAGUUCGAGAAGGGUAUUGGUUGUGUUUUGGAGCAAGUCGAUAAUGCCAGGACAAUCAUAGCGGGUCUUCGAGAUAAAAUGCACUGGUCGCUGCAUUUUCUCCUUGAUGCGCAGAUGUUUCUCCUGGAUCUCCUGUACGAAUUGUGGGGAUUCACUGCUCGCACCGUUCAAAUAGCUGUGUUCAGCGUGUAUCAGACAUGCCUAUGGGAGAAACAUAGUGAACUUUUUGACGCUCGUAUGUACUGCCUUCUUUUUGAAAUGAAUGCUUCUGCUGCGCUUUCUUGUAACAUCGAUACGUGUGCGUCGUAUCUACGAAGGUUCGAGGAGUGGUGCAGAAAUACUGGCAAUUGCACUUCCAUCUACACUCACGUUCACGGCUUAGCAUUGUCGCUCAUUAAACUGAUCAUGGUUCCUGACAUCCUGAAGCGUUUACAGCAGAAGACACUGUGGAAUUCGAAAGCUUUACCAUCGAAAAUAAACGAGGAAGUGUUUUCAGUGGAUCUAGCGCCAUUUUUUCAAGUCGGCGCAUGCCCUUUCAAGAGUGAAGAAUUUGAUCUGGAGAAGGUACUGAACGCUAGAAUGCCUCUCAUCAAAUCUCCACUCGAAGAUCUGAUUGGCUUUGGAGCAGCUCUAGACAACAAUCGGUCCGAUGCUUUCUCCUACCUCUUUCCAUCCCAUGCUGUUGUUGACCUCUGUCGAAAGCAGAUUUUUGACGAAAUUGAGACGUACUACCACAACAAUGCCUUGAAGUCGGUUCUUUCGCUCUCGAAUCGUCAUCUCUACAUUCUUUCACCCAUUGCCAGAGGUUACUUCGUAUCUCGUGUUACUGAAUCGCGAGCGCAGAGUCAUAUGCGAAAUCAUGUCAUGAACAUCGAGAAGCUCAUUGAGAGGUUGAACUCUGUCUACGCCGACCUUAAAACCAGUGUCGCAUUACACAAUCAAGCUGAGUUCAACUACCCUUGUGGACAGGUGGUAUUUGGUUUCGAGUGUGGAACUGUAAACGUCUGCAUCAAUAAGCCGAUCCCAGCAGAUGUUCCACAACUCAGCAAUGAAGCCAUGGAAGAAGCUCAGCGAAUCAUGGGCAGCGCUGUUGAGAACACGAUCUUCCAUCCGUCGACUGGGCAACAUGGUGACUUGAGCUUGAAGAGCCAUAGAAUGAAGAAGUCUGUAGAAGCAGUGAGGAAAUGGGUUGCGAGUAUUCAAGAAACCGCUGUGGACGAGAGGGAGUAUGCCGAACUGCAGACGUCUUUGCAUCAUGAGGGCGAAUGUAUGGACGUAGUGUACCCGAGCAGUCCAGCUAGAGUGCAGGUGAUCGACGAUGAGGACGACGACACCGAGUUCGGCUCCUGUGAAUUACCAUCGAAGAAAUGCUGCGAUGCGAACACUGUCACGACGGUCAUCGCGGGGAGGAAGAUACAGUAUACGGUGGAUUGCGAACAAGGGUACCUGAAAAUGAAAACUGUGGAUUCGACAGCUAACGAUGAGUCUACUGACGAUCUCACAGCUGCCAACACGUUCAGCACCGCAUCAUUCAACUCUCUUGAUCAGAUUGAGACCUUGAAAAUCAUAAGAUCCAAAGAUACGGGUGAGCUGGACUGGAUAGCAAUGAUCCAGAAUGCUUUGGAUGCUGCCCCGCUUCCAGAGACUUUGCCAAGAUUCAUGUUAAGGAAGGAGUCAAGCGAUUACAAAAUCCUGGAUGUGAUGAAAUGUCAUGAGUACGCUAACCACUUUGUUCAUGAAACUAAUGAAGAUGGAGAAUUUUUGGAUCAGCGUAAGGAAAUGCGGGAGAAGAUAAAACAAUUCCAGAAAAUUGAUUAUUAUGAAAGAAGAAGGAAUGCUAGGUUCGAAAAAAUAAAAAGUUCUACUCCACUCGAGAUGCCUCGACCUGACUUAAGUACACUCGAUCAGUUCCCAGCCUAUGGAAUCUGGAUACAUCAGAUUGUACUUUAUGCAGAAAUGGAGAAGAAGAGACUGAUGGGUUUGAAGCCCAUUGAUAAUGUUGGACGCUGCAGAGCUGCGCGUUCCGAAUUGAUUCGGGGAUUUGCAGUCGCCAGCAAGCAGAGGAAAAGAUCUGCUUCGGCAGUAUCAUGGCUAGGGCGAACAAUGCGUGAACAUUUUGGGGACUACAUCGAACUAGGCAUGUCGCGGCUUCAGUACGAGAGAGCGCAGUCUGGCAAGGAACGGGAUGAUGCUAGAGGUUUUGGCUCAGAUGAUGUUAUAACCGACUAUUUUGUGAGUAGAAAUAACACACCUACAACACUCAUGGAUCCUGCAGAGCUGAUUGAAAAUCCGUAUGCAUACUUCCGCCCGACAAAUCCUUCCAGAAAACGCCACCCGUCGCCCAUUCUCCUGGAGAGCUCGUUGGUGAAACGCUUCCCAGAAUGUCCUUUGCUUGCCCCCUUCGGAGUAGUGGAUGAUGAGCCUGAGACUCUCUACCCUCCAUACGAUCCUAAUGUCCUUACGAGUGAUGACGAUGAUGAUGACGACGACUGACGCAUAGUUGUCAUGGACGGAAAAUCGCAAGGGUGCCGAUGCAGCGGGACGGACUACCAAAGGCACGUGUGCAAUGCCUUUACGAAGAUGAAUUACGUCUUCGCGAAGAUAACUUAAGUCAUCAAGAAGAUUGAGUGAUUCAUGGAGAUUGAAGCAAGGAACAAUCCGGAAAACGACAUGCCGCUAAUCAAGGCAAUCGGCGAAAAGAUUCCCGUGCACUUUCAUAAAUAAGACGUUUGGCAUGUUGACAAUGAUUUCCAUUGAAUUUGCUGCUGUUUCGGUAAGAUUUCAGCUGCUGCUCCCUUAUUUUGUAAUCAAAGGAGAAAAAAAAUCCCCUCACAUGAAGGUUCGGGGAAAUUUGACUGUUUUAUGAUGUUGUGAUUCAUUGUCAGUCCUCAAUAUUUUUUUAGUUUCCUCUGUUCCAUUACAGGUUUCUUGUAUCCCAAUAUUUCAAUGAUCUUUUUUUGGCUGAAGUCGUAGAUGUGUAAUGAUUAUCAUUACGGGUGAGCGUUCUGCAUUUGCAGACGUAUCUGCCUGUUCUAAAUUAUGAACUUCUGCAAAGCAGUGUUCAGCUCAUUAGUGAUGAAAUCAUAGGUGUUCGUGGUCACACCACUUUGUAAGAGGGUUACUUCUUUCCCAUAGGAGGGGUGGAAAAGACAUUACCGCCAUUUUUAACGGUUCAUGUUUGCAGUUACACGUGUUUCACUCUCCGAUGUCUUGGGUAUCCAUGAAUCCGUCUUAUACUUAGGACCUAGGAUAUCUCAAAGUCAAUGUCAUGUGUGCAUAUCAUCGUGUCAUCGAAGUGUGGGACGUUCGCCAUGGACUCUCUAAUCGCGCUGAAAUGUGUGAUUCACCCUUUUUGCAUCAUAUCUAAGCAAGUAG
Messenger RNA from Cylicocyclus nassatus, 9949 nucleotides. NCBI's taxonomy places the organism in Eukaryota, Metazoa, Nematoda, Chromadorea, Rhabditida, Strongylidae. The record is from the annotation of a GenBank genome assembly.